This is a messenger RNA of Miniopterus natalensis, 2545 nucleotides long. RefSeq names its product Rho GTPase activating protein 25 (gene ARHGAP25). The record is from RefSeq and is a predicted model, not a curated record. NCBI's taxonomy places the organism in Eukaryota, Metazoa, Chordata, Mammalia, Chiroptera, Miniopteridae. Gene Ontology annotation, cellular component: phagocytic cup. Gene Ontology annotation, biological process: actin filament organization; activation of GTPase activity; negative regulation of small GTPase mediated signal transduction. Gene Ontology annotation, molecular function: GTPase activator activity.
AUGUCCCUGAAGCUGCCAAGAAACUGGGAUUUCAGCCUGAAGGGAGAGGCUGCGAAAAUAGCUCGGUCGAGGAGCGUGAUGACCGGCGAGCAGAUGGCAGCCUUCCACCUGUCGUCCGCCCCCAACCCGCUGGAAAGGCCCAUCAAGAUGGGCUGGCUGAAGAAGCAGAGGUCCAUCGUGAAAAACUGGCAGCAGAGGUACUUCGUGCUGAGGGCGCAGCAGCUCUACUACUACAAAGACGAAGAGGACACCAAGCCGCAGGGUUGUAUGUAUCUACCAGGAAGUACAGUCAAGGAGAUUGCCACAAACCCAGAAGAAGCGGGGAAGUUUGUCUUUGAAGUCAUUCCAGCCUCAUGGGACCAGUGUCGCACUGGACAGGACUCCUACGUCCUCAUGGCCAGCUCCCAGGCGGAGAUGGAGGAGUGGGUUAAAUUCCUUAGGAGAGUCGCUGGCACACCCUCUGGAGCGGUGUUUGGCCAGCGUUUGGAUGAGACCGUGGCCUAUGAGCAGAAAUUUGGCCCCCACCCGGUGCCCAUCCUUGUGGAGAAGUGUGCGGAGUUCAUCCUUGAGCGCGGCCUGAAUGAAGAGGGCAUCUUCCGACUGCCUGGGCAGGACAACCUGGUGAAGCAGCUCAGAGAUGCUUUUGAUGCAGGGGAGAGGCCCUCCUUUGACAGAGAUACAGAUGUGCACACGGUGGCCUCCCUGUUAAAGCUCUACCUCCGAGACCUCCCAGAGCCGGUGGUUCCCUGGAGCCAGUAUGAGGGGUUCCUGCUGUGCGGGCAACUCAUGAAUGCAGAUGAGGGAAAGGCUCAGCAGGAGUUGAUGAAGCAGCUUUCCCUCCUUCCUCGAGACAACUACAGCCUCCUGAGCUACCUCUGCAGGUUCCUGCAUGAAAUCCAGCUGAACUGCGCUGUUAACAAGAUGAGCGUGGAUAAUCUGGCCACUGUGAUUGGUGUGAAUCUCAUCAGGUCAAAGGUAGAAGACCCUGCUGUGAUUAUGAGAGGGACUCCUCAAAUCCAGCGAGUGAUGACCAUGAUGAUCAGAGACCAUGAAGUCCUCUUCCCCAAGUCCAAGGAUGUACCCCUGUCACCCCCUGCCCCCCAAAAUGACCCCAAGAAACCUCCGGUGGCUCGAAGCUCCGUGGGCUGGGAUGCCUCUGAAGAUGUCCCAAUUUCUAGGACGGACAGCUUCGGUAACACGGCCAGUGACUCAGAAGCGACCAGCCCCACUGAACGACAGCUGAGCGAUGUGUGUCUAGAAGACAGCAGCAGAGCUCCCAGGGACAAGCUGGGAGAAUGGAAGCUGCAGUCCCGAAAAAGGACUCAGACGCUCCCUAAUCGGAAAUGCUUCUUGACGGCAGCUUUUCAGAGUGCCAACAGCAGCAAAGUGGAGAUCUUUAAUAAUGAGUUCUGGUCAUCUUCUUCAGAGGGGAAGGCAGGGGAAGGGCACAGGAGAACGAUGUCUCAUGGUGUGCAGAACUUCUCUGACUCCCAGAGGACUUCCACCUACGAUAACAUCCCUACCCUGCCAGGGCCCCCGGGGAAUGAAGCAGGCGCACCCUCUUCCCAUGCCUGUGACUCCAAAGGAAAUGCUCCUUCAAGCCCAGACUCUGAAACUGGGCCUGGGAAAAAGAACUCUGCAGAAGAGGGACUUGAAUCUUUGCAAAAGAUGGUCCAAAAGCUGCAAAAGGAAAUAGAAACACAGAAACAAGUGUAUGAAGAACAGAUUAAAAACCUUGAGAAGGAAAAUUACGAGGUCUGGGCGAAGGUGGUGAGGCUCAGUGAGGAACUGGAGAAGGAGAAGAAUAGGUCUGCGGCCUUGGAGAUCAGCCUCCGCAACGUGGAGCGCUCCCGGGAGGACGUUGAGAAGAGGAACAAAGCCUUGGAAGAAGAAGUCAAGGAAUUUGUCAAAUCGAUGAAGGAGCCCAAGGCCGAUGCAUGAGACCCCCAGGAGUACAGCCGAGGCAGCCCGCAGAGGCCCAGCGCUGCCCCUUUCUCCUCGCUGCCUGAGGGCUGAGAAGCAAAAUCACUCCCUAGGAGGAGAGGACAUCUGGGGAGAAAAUAUCGCAUUUUCCAGUAAAUAAAUCAGUGGAAUUUGCAGGAAGAUAAGGCUGAGCAGGGACAUAUGUGGAUGGCCAUGACUGCCCGUGGUUGAAUUCAGAAGGAUUGCAUUAUUCCAGUGUGGCCCCAGGCUGAGCGAAAUGCACGCUUCCAUGGCCGGAUGGCUCUGUCCAACAGAGGUGUUUGAGCCAGGCCGCCUCCCGGGGCCCAGGGAACAGGCUGGCCCCAAUCGAGGCUGGGCUGAGGCUUAGUACUUUGCUUUCUGUGUGGAACAGCUCACCUAGUCAGAUGGCCUCGGGGCGUCUAUGAGACAGAAAAUGAUCUUCAGCUUCUGAGUGCUCACCAUGGUUUUGAGGGGCUGUGCCUGCUGAAGCGGGAGCCUCAUUCUAUCACUCCCAUAGCGAGGCCUUCUUUAGGAGCUGGAAUCUCAAAAUUAUUAUUAGACUAAGAGAAAAUGAGCAAUAAACUGUAUUUAUGAAAGCAAA